AUGUUAAAAAUUAUAAAAUUUAAUAAUAGUAAUAAUAAUUAUUUAAUUAAAAAUAAAAAUACAAUUAUAAAUCACAUUUUAAAUAAAAAAUUUUAUUGCACAAAUAAUAAAGAAAAAAAUUUAUUAUUUUCAUUUGGAUCAUUCGAUAAUUUAAAGUUAGGUUUACCAGGCAAUGAGGAUAAAUUAUACCCACAACAAAUUACCCAUUUACCACCAUUUUUAAAAAUUAAACAAAUUGGUACAUCAUGGUUAAAUUCAUUUUUGUUAACUGACGAAUCAUCAACUUCAACAUCGUUGACAACAACAACAAAUAAACCUGUUUCAAAUAAAGUUUACAUGUGGGGUACAAAUAAAUCUGGUAAUAUGGCAUUACCAUCAGAUCAUUAUAGAUUUCCAACCUUGGUAGAUAUUUUAAAAGAAGCAAAUGUUGAAAAAGUAGUUGGUGGUAGAUCAUAUAGUUUAGUAUUAACUAGUAAGCAUUAUUAUUUCAAUGAAGGAAAGGUAUUGGGAUUUGGUGAAAAUAAUUUUGGACAAAUUGGAACAGGAGAUAUACAUAACAAAACAGUACCAACUUUAGUUGAAAAUUUAGAUCAAUUUAGAGUUAUUGAUGUUGAUGUUGGUUUAGAUCAUUCAUUAGUAGUUACAUCGAGUGGACAUGUAUUUGGAUGGGGAUAUAAUGUUGAAGGUCAAAUAGGUCAAAAAGUUGUAGAAUAUACUAGAGUUCAAUCAUCGACUGAUCAAUUACCAGGAGAAGAUUCAUUAGAAGGACAAAUGGUGGCUGAUGUUGAAUAUUCAUCACCUACAUUAGUACCAGGUUUAGAAAAAGUUAAAAUUUCAAAAGUUUUUUGUGGAUAUGAUUCAUCAUUUUUAUUAUCUGCACGUGGUAAUGUUUAUGCAUUUGGCAGUAAUGAAGUUGGUUCAUUAGGUUUAGGUGGUGAUCAUAUAGGAAGAGUGGUUACACCAACCAAAGUUAAAUUACCAGAAAAAAUCCAACAAAUAUCAAGUGGUUCUUCUCAUACUUUGUUUUUAGGCAACAGUGGUAAUGUCUAUGGAUGUGGUUGGGGAUCUGAAGGUAGAUUAGGUUUAGGAGACAAUACAUCAAAUCGUAACGAACCCGUUUUAUUAAACUAUUUUAAAGAUAACAAUAUUAGAAUUAUUAAAGUCUCAGCUGGUGGAUCUCACUCUUUAGCCUUGGAUGAUCAAGGUAAUGUCUACUCUUGGGGUAAUGGCUCCAAUGGAAAACUUGGUCAUGGAGAUGAAAAAGAUUGUCAUUUACCAACUAAAAUCAAUUAUUUCCAAAACUUAUUUUGUUUAGAUAUUUUUUCAGGUAUUGAUAAUUCUUUAGUAUUAUCAAAAGAAAGAUAA
Messenger RNA from Dictyostelium purpureum, 1365 nucleotides. RefSeq lists its product as uncharacterized. The transcript is spliced from 2 exons. The coding region runs from base 1 to 1365 and encodes 454 amino acids. The record is from RefSeq and is a predicted model, not a curated record. NCBI's taxonomy places the organism in Eukaryota, Evosea, Eumycetozoa, Dictyosteliales, Dictyosteliaceae.